Messenger RNA from Conger conger (European conger), 2029 nucleotides. Its product is annotated as calponin-3-like. NCBI's taxonomy places the organism in Eukaryota, Metazoa, Chordata, Actinopteri, Anguilliformes, Congridae. The transcript has 7 exons. The record is from RefSeq and is a predicted model, not a curated record. Gene Ontology annotation, molecular function: actin binding. Bases 211 to 1188 code for a protein of 325 amino acids. Gene Ontology annotation, biological process: actomyosin structure organization.
AAUCUUUUGAAUCCCAGAAGUUUCUACGCAGACGGUGAGGACUCCCAAUAACUCAAGACUGCCAAGCUUGAGAUUUAGCGGGUUGAGGGUGCUUGGAUUUUACACAUCUGCUUGGACCGUGUCUACUGCUUCUUUUUUUAUACAAAGAAACUAUAGAGACGAAUACAUCGCUUCUCGAUACUGACGUUGUUUUACACAAAACAAAGGAAAAUGACUCACUUUAACAAGGGACCAGCCUAUGGGUUAUCUGCAGAAGUGAAAAGCAAGAUUGCACAGAAAUAUGACAUGCAGAAGGAGGAGGAGCUACGCUUCUGGAUUGAGGAAGUAACGGCCAUGCCCAUUGGGGAGAACUUCCAGAAGGGUCUAAAGGAUGGCAUCAUCCUCUGCGAAUUGAUUAAUAAGCUACAGCCGGGCUCCAUAAAGAAGAUAAACCAUUCAAAGCUAAACUGGCACAAGUUGGAGAACCUUGGGAAUUUCAUCAAAGCAAUCCUGGCAUAUGGCUUGAAGCCCAACGACAUCUUUGAAGCUAACGACCUCUUUGAAAGCGGGAACUUGACUCAGGUUCAGACCACACUCCUCGCCCUGGCAAGCAUGGCGAAGACCAAAGGUAUGGACACUAAGUUUGACAUUGGCGUGAAGUAUGCAGACAAGCAAACGCGACGUUUUGAUGAAGAUAAGAUGAAGGCUGGCCAGUGUGUCAUCGGACUACAGAUGGGCACUAACAAGUGUGCCAGCCAGGCUGGGAUGACUGCUUACGGGACACGCAGACAUCUCUACGACCCAAAAACACAGACUGAAAAACCCUAUGACCAGACCACCAUCAGCCUGCAGAUGGGGACCAAUAAAGGAGCCAGCCAGGCUGGCAUGGCCGCCCCGGGCACCAGGAGGGACAUCUUCGACCAGAAGGCGGCGCUUCAGGCGGCAGACUCCUCCACCAUCUCUCUCCAGAUGGGCACGAACAAGGUGGCUUCCCAGAAGGGCAUGAGCGUCUACGGGCUGGGCCGGCAGGUGUACGACCCCAAAUACUGCGCCACCCCCACAGACCCCACCGUCAACGCCAACGGCAGCCAGGGAACCGGCACCAACGGCUCGGAAAUCAGCGACAGUGACUAUCAGGCGGAGUACCCUGAUGAGUACCAUGGAGACUACGAAGACGAUUACAGCGGCCACUACAACAACGACUAUUAGGCGAUGCCUGCAAGCGCAAAGUAGUCAGCAGUGUUAAACAUGUAUGGUCAUCUUUUUAUAGUUUUUUUUAUUGGCAGGGCAGUCUUUUUGCUAUUCUUGCAAGCCUUCAUUUUUGUAAUUGAUACCUGAGAGAAAAUAUUUUCCUGUGUCGUCUCUCACAUAGCAGUAUUUUUUUCAAUCACUUGUAGUAAACUGUAUAAUUAUGGUAUUGCUAGAAUGUGUCUUCAGAAUAUUCGGAAUGUUCUCUCUUUAUCCUUUCCAAAAGUGGGAGUUUUCAAACCUUCUUACUGCACAAUGCUUGUUCCCCUUUUCAGUGACUACGAAACAUUGUUCUCGUACUCAAUUCCCAAUUCUUGCAUUUCGUUCAGACUUCUCCAUUCUUAAAAGAAGGGGUACCCGAGCACAUUUGUCCCAGGGUGACUUAAGUGUAAUGACCCCAACUCUCUCCACCCGCUGUCUUUGAAUAACUACAUUAUUAUUAGUUUUAUGUUUUUAAGUGAACAACCAGAGCAACAUGUUUGAAUAAGAGAGGGAAUGGGAGGGAAAUCUAUAGUGGGUUUUUGCUUUUGUCCUUGCUUUGAUGUGAAGGCACUGAAAUGUUGCUAUUUUCAGAAAUGUGUGUAAAUGUGAUCUUUACAUUCUAUUUGUUAUGACCAAACUCUUUUAUCAGUUUGUUCCAGUGCUUUUGUUGCAUCAGAUUAUUGUGCCAUUACAUCCCCUCUUCUCUAAUCACCCUGGUAUUUUAGAAUUACCCCCUCUCCUGUAUUUAUUACUAUGGCUCAAUAUACAGCCCACAGUUGUAUGUUUUUUUUUUGUAUAAAUACAUUUUAUGUUGUAUAAA